UCGACCUGAAGUUAUUUUUGGGAGAUGGAAACAGCCCCGGCUGUGCCGAGAGCACCGGGAGGAGACCCCGGAGUGGGGGGAGCGGGGUCUGGAGGCAGGGAGAGCCUGGAAUGAGGAAGAGUUUCCAAAACUGAGGAGAUCCAGGAGCUGAGGAGAUCCCAGAGUUGAGGAGAGCCUGGAGCUGAGGAGAGCUCAGAGCUGAGGAGAGCUCAGAGCUGAGGAGAGCUCAGAGCUGAGGAGAGCUCAGAGCUGAGGAUACCCUGGCACUGAGGAGAUCCAGGAGCUCAGGAGAGCCUGGAACUGAGGAAGAUCCCGAGCCAGGAUGGGGUCAAACAUCAGCCGCUCUGUGGAGAUCCAGAUCUCCAACAAGACCCUGAACAUCGUCCUGAGGAACCCCAGGACCUUCUUCUUCAAUGGCCACAGUGUAAGGCCACGCGAGCCCUCGGUGGCCCCCGGUUCCUCCACCACCUGCCUGUUCAAGAGCAACACACGGUUCUGGGGCUGUAAGGGGCUCCUGGCCUUCGAGGCCGAGUCCUUCACCUUGGCCAUCUACUUCUCCAACCCCACCAACCACAACCGCUUCCAGCCCAAGAUGGGCCUGGAGCUGUCCCUGGACAAGGUUCACAUGGGGAACCUGAAGGACGCCUACGAACGCCUGGUCAGGAUCUCCCGCAGCAGCAGCCCCAAGGAAAAGCUCACUCUCCGCUCUGUCAUCCUCAAGGAAUCCCAGCAGAUUGUCCAGGUGAGCGCCGGCCCCGUCAAGGUGACGGCCACCAUGUCACAGGGCUGGGACACCGUGAUCGAGGUGAAGGUGGAGGAACAGGGGAGCUCCACUGUCACCCUCGACGAGGACUUCUUCUCCCCCGAGAUGGAUCUGGAGCUGUUCCUGGACAGGGUUCAAGAGGGGGGCACUGAGUCCGUCCACCAGCGCCUGCUCGGGAUGGCCCGCGGCAACAACUUUGCCUCCAUGGUCCUCAGGGAGUACCAGGAGCUGGCCGAGAUGAGCGCCGGCCCCGCCAGGCUCAUGGCUGCCGCAUUGAGAGCCUGGGACGCCGUGAUCAAGAGGAAGGCGAAGAAAAAGAAGAGCCCGGGCAGAGCACUUGAAGCCAGGGCAGAGAGCCAGGGCAGAGAGCUCGACGCCUGGGCAUGGCACGUCCAGGAGAAGUGAGAGCCUUCAGUGGGACCUCGUGGCCAGCCCUGGAACCAGGUACGAGAUGACCCCAGAAACCUUCAGACCCCGCGAGGAACCCUCAGAUGUUUUGACACGGGUUUUGCUUUGUGCUUUCUAUUUAAUUUGUGUGCCAGCACCCAUCCUCCCCUUCUCCCUGUAAUGCUGUCUCUCAUUUGUAUCUCUUUGCUCUAUUUUUAGAUUCUGUUCCCCAAUUGUUAUUUGCACUGUUUGGUGUCAACCCCUAGAAGUUUCCCUGUUGGCCCUCAAGCAUUUGUCCCCUCCCUAAUCCCUUACAAUUGUCAAUCCCCUGCACUCUCACCCCUCUUUCCAGAGCCUUCCCUGCUGAUCUUCCUGAACUCGAUGUCUCAUUUGUUAUCCUGUAUUUUUCCCCUUUUUUCCCUCCUUUCUCCCCUCACGAUUCCUGCCCUUUUCUCCCCUCACAUUUUUUGCCCUUUUCUCCUCUCACGUCUCCCGCCCUUUUAACAGGACUAUAAUAACUUUAUAAUAGCUCCUAAAACAGGACCUAAUCACUUUAUUAUCCUUUUUGGAUUAAGUUUGUAUUCCCUGCCUUCUCUUCCUCCCCUAGACUGCCUGACCUUCUGUACCCGCCCCAGACAUAAAUUACUGCCCGGCCUCUGGGUCGGGGUCUUUUGUGAUCUUUUGUGGUUUUUCCUCUUUUGUAUUUUAUGUUUUUGAAUCCCUAAAUAAACACCAGCUUCAGUUACCCCUCUGUCACCCUGGUUUUUCUGAGUUUUUUUAAAGCCUUCUACUUGUCCAUUAGAUGGAGUCAUUUCUUUAAUUUCUGUGCAAUAUUAAGGGUCAGUUUUUCACUUUCUCACACUUUGGAACACAAACAAUCUUUCUCAGUUUUUUUCCCUGUUGUUUGUUUGGAGGAAUAAAUAAAAACUUUAUUUCUACCCUCAAAAUAAUGUUGGUUUGCAGCCGGGUCUGGCCAGUGGGCAGCAACCCCAGAAGCCAAUCCAUAAUCAGACCCACAAAUUUAUAAAAAUGGAAGAGAUUAAACAGGCUCAGCUCUUUUUUGGGGAGCAGCUUUUCACUGCAGACCUCUUCCCUCCGUGUUGUUUUUUCCCAGAGUCACGGGGCGGCCACGCUCAGGAACCCUGCAGAAGCUUCUGGAAGCCUCUGGAACCCUUCAGGACCUCCAGCAGAACCCCUGGGGCACCAGAAGAGCCUCGGAGGAGCCUCUGGGACUCUCUGCACACCCCUGGAGCCCCAACGGGCAUCCCGGGGUCUGGGGUCUCCCUCUCUUGGAGCGUCCCCCCAGACCUCUCCUGUCCCCCUUUGGUUUGCUUUUGCUCAAUAAAAGGAGAAUUUCAGAGCUCGA
Prinia subflava (tawny-flanked prinia) is the source of this 2516-nucleotide messenger RNA. RefSeq lists its product as uncharacterized. The transcript has 3 exons. Lineage: Eukaryota; Metazoa; Chordata; Aves; Passeriformes; Cisticolidae. The coding region runs from base 323 to 1168 and encodes 281 amino acids. The record is from RefSeq and is a predicted model, not a curated record.